Molecule: messenger RNA, 3884 nt
Organism: Camelina sativa (false flax)
Lineage: Eukaryota; Viridiplantae; Streptophyta; Magnoliopsida; Brassicales; Brassicaceae
Source: RefSeq, a predicted model, not a curated record
GUCUUCUCUCUCUCUUAAACUCUGUCACGCUCUUCUCUCUCUCAAAAAUUUCUCACCGAAGCAGAAAAAAAGGUUUCGUCUUUGGAUUAAACAAAAUUCAGCAUUCUGUUUUCUCCUUAUCCAAAAUCAAAAAACAAAAGUACGCAAUUUUUGUUUCUUCCAACUUUUAAGAAACAGAGAGAGAGAGAAAAAAAAAAAGUUUGGAUUUUUAUUGGAACAGAUCUCUCUUUUUUUAUCUGUCGCUCUGUUCUUGAAUUUUUUACAAGCUUCCUUCAACAAUUCUGCUACUUUACUACGAUCUCUCGACAAAAGUGGGUCAAACCCAACCGAGGAUUGUUCGGUUUUGUGUUCGUUCAAGAACCUGGAAUUGGGGGAAAGAUUAGGGUUUGUUGAAUUUGAAAGAGAAAAAGGUUUGUUUUUUUCUUUUCUUUUUCUUCCAAGUGUUGUGAUGCAGUGAUUUGGGUAACUCGAAUCAGAAGAUAUGAUAAUCAAACGGAAUUUGAAAACUCGAAUGCCGAGUUUGAAACGAUGCAACUCUGUAACUGAGGAAGAUGAUAGAGCUCCUAAGAAGAAGAAGAGAAAGGUCAACAACUCCAAUGGUGGUGAUUUCUAUUACCCUCUUAAUCUUCUUGGAGAGAUUGGUGCUGGGAUUGUUCCUGGUAAACUCAAUGGAUGGUGUAAGGAGCUCUCGUGUUCUCCUCAAGUUGAGGAAGAAGAGGAGGAGGAGUUAGAGUCAAAGAGGUUAGUUUCUGAUUCUAGCCACCGUGAUAGGGUAGUUGAGGUUUCUCGUCCACCGGUCGUGAGGACAUCUAGAGGAAGAGUUCAGGUGCUUCCUUCUCGGUUUAAUGACUCGGUUAUCGAGAAUUGGAGGAAAGAUAGUAAAAGCAGUGGCGAAGAACGCGAGGAAGAGAUUCAAGAAGAAGCAUGCAGGAAGGAGAAAGUCAAAGCUAGUUAUAACCAUUGUUUCCAGACAAAGCAGCAGGAGCCUAGGAACUAUAAGUAUGGUAGUACAUUAUAUGAAGAAGAAGAGAGAGAUGAUGAUGAGGAUAAAUGUGAAGAGAUUGUUAGAUAUAAUAAUAGUAAGAUGAGUUCGAGGACCUUGCUUGAAGAUGAGACUCGUCCUAAGAAGGAAGGUGUUUAUGGGCCAGAGGAUUUUUACUCUGGUGAUUUGGUUUGGGGUAAAUCUGGGAGGAAGGAACCGUUUUGGCCGGCUAUUGUUAUCGAUCCAAUGACGCAAGCACCUGAGCUUGUUUUGCGUUCUUGUAUACCUGAUGCAGCUUGUGUCAUGUUCUUUGGUCACUCUGGGACAGAGAAUGAAAGGGAUUAUGCAUGGGUUAGAAGAGGGAUGAUUUUUCCUUUUGUGGAUUAUGUAGAGAGGUUUCAAGAACAGUCUGAACUGCGUAAAUGCAACCCUGGUGAUUUCCAGAAGGCACUUGAAGAAGCUCUUAUGGCUGACCAAGGAUUCACAGAGAAACUGAUGCAGGAUAUUAACAUGGCCGCAGGUAACCAGACUUUUGAUGAUUCUGUCUACAGAUGGAUUGAAGAAGCUGCAGGGUCAAGCCAAUAUCUUGACCAUGUUGCUCCAAAUCAGAACAUGAUGAAGAAAUACCAGAAAUACAGAGAUCCAAGAGCCUGUGUAGGAUGUAGAAUGGUACUUUCUUUUAAGAAGGCAGAGAAAAUGAAAGCUCUGAUUCCUGGAGAUCAGUUAUUGUGUAAACCUUGUUCAAGGUUGACAAAACCAAAACAGGUUUGUGGGAUAUGCAAGAAGAUAUGGAAUCGUUUGGAUAGUCAGAGCUGGGUGCGUUGUGAUGGGUGUAAAGUGUGGGUUCACUCAGCGUGCGAUCAAAUAUCACAUAAGCAUUUUAAGGAUUUGGGGGAAACAGAUUACUACUGUCCCACAUGCAGAACAAAGUUUAACUUUGACCUAUCAGAUUCUGAAAAACAAGACUCAAAAUCCAAACUUGGCAAGAACAAUGCCCCAAUGGUGCUUCCUGAUAAGGUUAUCGUUGUAUGUUCUGGAGUUGAAGGCAUAUAUUUUCCAAGCCUUCAUUUAGUGGUAUGUAAAUGUGGAUCUUGCGGGCCUGAAAGGAAAGCACUUAGUGAAUGGGAAAGGCAUACUGGUUCAAAAGCAAAAAAUUGGAGGACUAGUGUUAAAGUGAAAAGCUCCAAGUUGCCUCUAGAAGAAUGGAUGAUGAAAUUAGCAGAGUUCCACGCAAAUGCUACUGCAGCAAAACCUCCUAAACGACCUUCUAUAAAGCAGAGAAAGCAGAGGCUGCUUUCCUUUCUUAGAGAAAAGUAUGAGCCGGUCAACGUGAAGUGGACAACCGAGCGAUGUGCAGUUUGCAGAUGGGUUGAAGAUUGGGACUACAACAAGAUCAUUAUCUGCAACAGAUGUCAAAUAGCAGUUCAUCAGGAAUGCUAUGGGACGAGAAACGUUCGUGACUUCACAUCUUGGGUCUGCAAAGCCUGUGAGACACCUGAGAUCAAACGAGAGUGUUGCCUCUGUCCUGUAAAAGGAGGUGCAUUGAAGCCAACUGAUGUGGAGACACUGUGGGUUCACGUGACAUGUGCUUGGUUUCAGCCUGAAGUAUGUUUUGCAAGUGAAGAAAAAAUGGAACCAGCUUUAGGGAUUUUGAGUAUUCCAUCAAGUAAUUUUGUGAAGAAUUGUGUAAUAUGCAAGCAGAUACAUGGCUCAUGCACUCAGUGUUGCAAGUGCUCUACAUAUUAUCAUGCCAUGUGUGCUUCCCGAGCUGGGUAUAGAAUGGAGUUGCACUGCUUGGAGAAAAAUGGUCGACAGAUAACAAAGAUGGUGUCAUACUGUUCUUUUCACAGGGUUCCGAAUCCAGAUACUGUUUUAAUUAUACAAACGCCUUCAGGGGUCUUUUCUGCAAAAAGUCUUGUUCAAAACAAGAAGAAAGCGGGUUCGAGGCUUAUUUUAGCAAAUAGAGAAGAAGUUGAAGAGUCCGCGGCAGAGGAUACCAUUCCAGUUGAUCCAUUUUCUUCUGCUCGUUGUCGACUAUAUAAAAGAAAGGUUAAUAAGAGGACAAAACAAGAGGGUAUUCCUCACUACACAGGAGGACCUCGUCAUCAUCCUUCAGAAGCGAUCCAAACUCUGAACGCAUUCAGGCAUGUGGCAGAAGAACCCAAAUCAUUUUCCUCGUUCAGGGAACGGCUUCACUACUUGCAGAGGACAGAAAUGGAUCGGGUUUGCUUUGGUCGAUCUGGUAUACAUGGAUGGGGUCUUUUUGCGAGAAGAAAUAUUCAAGAAGGAGAUAUGGUUCUUGAAUACCGUGGGGAACAAGUGAGAGGAACCAUUGCAGACUUGAGGGAAGCAAGAUAUCGUAAGGAAGGGAAGGAUUGUUAUCUGUUUAAGAUUAGUGAGGAAGUAGUGGUGGAUGCUACAGAAAAAGGGAAUAUCGCUCGACUAAUAAAUCAUUCGUGUAUGCCAAAUUGCUAUGCAAGGAUUAUGAGUGUAGGAGAUGACGAAAGUAGGAUUGUUCUGAUUGCCAAGACCACUGUAGCCUCUGGCGAGGAGUUAACAUAUGAUUACUUAUUUGAUCCAGAUGAGGCAGAUGAAUUCAAAGUGCCAUGUCUAUGCAAAUCUAGCAACUGCAGAAAAUUCAUGAAUUAGAGAAAGUUGUAUGUAGCUGCUCUUACACAUAAGAAGAAGAAAGCAGGGCAUUGUUUGUCCUCAAUUACAACUAACCCAGGAAGCUUGAAUAGGAAACUUAUGGAGCUUAAAGCUGAUGUAACUUCUGAAUAAGACACUUCUAAGCUCCAAGGCAUUUGUUUUGUAGGUGUAGAGAGUAGAGAGAAGUUCCUAGCGAUGUAUAGCUAAAUUCCAAAUGUUUUCCUUUUUUUAGUGUUUCAAGAACUCAAAAAAG